This is a messenger RNA of Jaculus jaculus (lesser Egyptian jerboa), 945 nucleotides long. RefSeq names its product olfactory receptor 5D18-like. The coding region runs from base 1 to 945 and encodes 314 amino acids. Lineage: Eukaryota; Metazoa; Chordata; Mammalia; Rodentia; Dipodidae. The transcript has a single exon. Gene Ontology annotation, biological process: sensory perception of smell; G protein-coupled receptor signaling pathway. Gene Ontology annotation, cellular component: membrane. Gene Ontology annotation, molecular function: G protein-coupled receptor activity; olfactory receptor activity; odorant binding. The record is from RefSeq and is a predicted model, not a curated record.
AUGGUACAUGGCAUGAUGAACCAGAGCUCUGUGACCAAGUUCACUCUGGUGGGCUUUUCAGAAUACCCUGGGCUCCAGCCACCUCUCUUCCUUGCAUUCCUCACCAUCUACACAAUCACUCUAGUAGGCAACUUGGGGUUAAUUACGGUUAGAAAGAUCAAUCCCAAACUUCACACACCCAUGUACUUUUUUCUCAGCCACCUUUCAUUUUUGGAUAUCUGUUAUUCUAGUGUGUUUACACCCAAGCUGUUGGAGAUCCUGGUUGUGGAGAACAGAACAAUCUCAUUCGUAGGUUGCAUGGCACAGUUCUUCUUUGGCUGCAUGUGUGUGAUCACAGAAAUGUAUAUGUUGGCAGUGAUGGCCUAUGACAGGUUUGUGGCCGUGUGUAACCCCUUGCUCUACAUGGUUGCUAUGUCUCAUAAGCUGUGUGCUCUCCUGGUAGGUGGAAGUUACCUGUGGGGUGGCCUGUGUGCCACAAUACUCACAUACACUCUGUUGCAACUUUCCUACUGUGGGCCAGGCGUCAUCAAUCACUUUGGCUGCGAGUACUCUGCCAUCCUCUCUGUUUCCUGCUCUGACUCCUCCUUCAGCCAAAUGGCAUGUUUGGUCAUCUCUAUACUCAGUGAGGCUUGCAGUGUCCUGAUCACUCUGGCCUCCUAUGUCUUCAUAGUUGUCACUAUCGUCAAGAUGCCUUCCAAGGGUGGACUCCGGAAGGCCUUUUCUACCUGUACUUCCCACCUGACUGCCAUCUCCAUCUUCCAUGGAAUCAUCCUUCUUCUGUACUGUGUCCCCAACUCCAACAGCUCCCAGCUUUUUGUAAAAGUAGCUACUGUUCUUUAUUCAGUCAUGAUCCCCAUGCUGAAUCCCCUCAUCUACAGCCUGAGGAACAAAGAUGUGAAGGAGACCGUCAGGAAGCUAAUCAGUUCUAAACUGCAUUCUCAUUGA